This is a messenger RNA of Phlebotomus argentipes, 2951 nucleotides long. Its product is annotated as chitotriosidase-1-like. Gene Ontology annotation, molecular function: chitin binding; chitinase activity. Gene Ontology annotation, biological process: carbohydrate metabolic process; chitin catabolic process. Lineage: Eukaryota; Metazoa; Arthropoda; Insecta; Diptera; Psychodidae. Gene Ontology annotation, cellular component: extracellular region. Bases 43 to 1293 code for a protein of 416 amino acids. The record is from RefSeq and is a predicted model, not a curated record. The transcript is spliced from 2 exons.
AGUCUGACUUCUCCGUUCUAAGCAAUAGCAUUAAAGUGAAUAAUGAAGACGUUCUUCAUCUUAUUUGCUUGUUUCCUUACAAUUUUGGUUUUCACGGAAGCUGAGUCGAAUAUCUUCUGCAUUCAUGGCAAGUGGGCGCACUAUCGAAAGGGUGAUGGACACUUUGGCGUAGCUCAAAUUGACCCAUUUCUCUGUACUCACUUAAUCUACACCUUCUUUGGCAUCGAUUCCGAAGCCAACAUAUUCUCGAGAGACGUUUGGCUGGAUCUGGAGGAGAAUUAUGGCUUGGGAAACAUAAAUAAGCUCAUCAAAUUGAAGGAAGUCAAUUCCGAGCUGAAGAUCUUGGCGGCAAUCGGUGGAUGGUUCGAGGGCUCAAAGGCAUUCUCAGACAUUGCAGACAAUGCGAAUUUGAGGAAGAGAUUCGUGAAGAAUUCCCUGCACUUUCUGCAGAGGUACAAUUUCGACGGAAUGUACUUGGAUUGGCAGCAUCCUGGCCACCGAGAGGGCAGCAGACCCACGGACAGAGAAGCCUUUACGCUGCUCGUGAGAGAUUUAGCUCAUGCUCUGCAUCCAAAGCACUACAUCUUGGCGGCUUUGGUCGCUCCGGAGCAAUAUACAGCAGAGUCCGCCUACAAAAUUCCCCGGUUAAGCAAGUAUCUGGACUUUGUCAUAUUAAAGACCUUCGAUAUGCAUGGAUUUUGGGGUGAAAAGAUCGGCAACAACUCUCCACUUUACGCCAAAGCAUGGGAAGAGAAUCAGGAGUUGCUUCAGAACAUUAACGCAGGCGUUUUCUACUGGCUGGAGAGAGGAACGCCUUCUCAGCAGCUCAUCGUUGGAGUUGCUGCUUAUGGGAGAGGAUUUAAGAUGCUGGCGGAUGGAAAUGUUCCAGGAUCUCCUCACUCAGGCCCUUCCAAUCCUGGUCCUUACACGAAUGACUCUGGGAUUUUGGGCUUCAAUGAACUCUGCGAAAAGCGCUUGACUGAGAAUUGGCAGGAUUUCUGGGACGAAGAGCAGAAAGUGCCGUUUUCCACGAGGGAAGAUCAGUGGAUUGGAUACGACAAUGAGGAAAGCCUCAGAAUCAAGGCGAGAUUCGUGAAGAGCUUCAAACUGGGCGGUUUAUUGCUAAAUAGCAUUGAGACUGAUGAUUUCAAGGGAUUCUGCGGAAGAGGAAUUUUUCCUCUGCUCAAUGCGAUAAUUGCAGCUUUAAAUGAGACAAGUGUGGACAGUGCACAAGGAGAUAGAAAGGUGUGCGUGAAUGUCAUGGAGACUUCUGGUAACCAUUUACCUAAUUGAAGUACUUAAUCUUAUACUAUUUUGGCACUUUUAGCAGUGUAGCAUGAACAGUGUGUAAGUAAAUUAGAGACUAGAGCAGAUUUUUACUUAAUAAUCAGAUAAAGCUGUCGUAAAACUCACUCUUCUUGUGUGCCCAAAAGCUCUUUAUCUUCGGAAGCAACAGUUGUUUAAAAAAAGACAAUUAAUGGGACAUCUUUCUCGCCAACACUUCACUUACGCACUCAACAACACUUGUUGCGUUGAUAAAGCUUUUGUGGAGCAGAAAAAUCACCCUCGAUGGUGAUUGAUGGCGGGUGAAAUUGAUGAACCUGAAAAGAGGAGUGAAUUGGAUUGUAGAUAAUGCUCAUGACAUUCCUAAAAACGCCGAUAAGCCAAUACAAUGUUUGAUAUGUCAAAGAAUGAUUGAGACUUUUCUGAAAUUUAUUCCUUUAAACAUACAAUUUUGGAAUGAACAUGACUGCUAUUCAUAUGUUAUUAGUUUUUAAGGUUUUCCUCUUCUCUUUAUGACAAUAUAUUUUUUUAUUAGCUUUUUCACCUCACAUUGCCUAAAUAUUAUUUCCACAUUCUUCGCUAAUCAUUUUCUUCUUCAUAAUUUAUUUAUAAAAUUAUAAGUUGCUUUACUUUAACCUUCUUAUCAUUUUGGGCGCAAAAUAGCAAAUAGCUUUUCUUUUCUUUUAUUCCAUCAUCAAAAUAUGCUCUUUCUGUCUCUUCUUUUUCCUCACUUUCUUCAUCUUUCAUAAUAUGGCAAAUGUUUUUUUUUAAGAACGUUCUUUAAAUAAAACACUAACUAAUAACACAAUGAUUCAAUGCAAUAUUUUCAACUAAAAAAUAGUAAAUAUAAAUCUUCUCCUUUUCCGAGUCCCGCACAAAUCAACUUCUCACGAUAUCACGAUCAAAACUUAAAGUGAAUUGUAAAAUUCAGUGUGAUUUCCAGCUUAAAAUGUAGCAUAAAUUAAUAAACACCUACAAGUUAUUCCUGUUCUACUUCUUGCCGCUCUACUUUCGCUGCCAAUCUACGUUUUCUCGCUAAGUUUUAUUACUGGUUUAUUCAAUCUACUAAUUCCUACUUUGCAGAAAUUUCUAAAGUUCCUCCCUUGCUUCAUAUGAAUAUAAUUUCUAUUUGGGAUCUUCUCACAUGGUUUCUUCAUUAUUCUGUCAAUCUAUCAUUUAUUUACACUUACAAUUGAAGAAAGAGCUCUAACAUAUGUACUUUAAUUCAUUAGGUUAAUGCUUCUUAAGAGAAGUUGUAAGCAAUAUUUUUUUUUACUUUUAAUAUACUUUAUCAUUUUUGGGCAAUUCUUGUGCACGUUUUUUCACUAAAUUUUUAUGUCAAAUUCAACUAAAAAAUACUCGUGUUGCGAAUUUUGCCAUUUUCUCUCUCUCUCUAAAAUAUUAGCCAAAAAGUUGAAAAAAUUUAAUUUUCCUGGACGAUUUGAAUUGUAUUUUUAUUCUUUUGUCAAUAUUCACCACUUGAAAGAGAAAAAUUCCAAUGACGGAUGGAUAAAAUUCAUGUUGAAAUUCAUUUUUCUUAUGUACACACAAUUUGUAGUUCUUUAUGCUUUCUCAAGUUUUUUUUUUGCAAAUUCAUCAAUAAAAUAUAUUAUGUGGUAAAAUUGUUGGACAAAGUUUGAUAUAUCAAGAUUUUAUUCUUCUUUAUU